Messenger RNA from Anopheles moucheti, 582 nucleotides. RefSeq lists its product as uncharacterized. Lineage: Eukaryota; Metazoa; Arthropoda; Insecta; Diptera; Culicidae. The record is from RefSeq and is a predicted model, not a curated record. The coding region runs from base 1 to 582 and encodes 193 amino acids. The transcript is spliced from 2 exons.
AUGUACGGUUUCGUGGAAACAACAAUCCGCCCGAUUCGAUCGUCCAUCUUGCUGAUGCUCGCGAUGCUAGUGGUGCAGCUUUGCUCCGGCACGGUGACGGUCAUGUAUGAACGUGCAGAACAGCUCAUGGGAUACGAUUUAAUUGACUCCAGAAAUUUGCGCACCCGAAAGUACAACCGUACAACAUCCAUCUUAGACGGAACUUUUGAUGUUUUUCAAGACCUGGGUGACGAUUACUACUUCACAGUACAGUCGGCGUACAGUCGGUUGGGUAAUAAUCAGUUCAUAAAUUCACCCUUUCGAUUGCCGUUGCAAAAGAUGUGCCAGUUCCUGAACACCACCUAUCGAGACUAUCGGGAGUUUUACCGAAACAUAUCCAACUUUCCCGACGUCGGUACCUGCCCGGCGCUUGCAAAGCAGUAUUACAUCCGAAACCAUGUCCUGGAGGCAAGAUCAAUCAACAAAUACUUCCAGGCGGGAUUGUGGAAGAUCACAAUGAUUAUGUUUAAGAGCACCAAUUUGGAUCGGCCCAUCUACAAAAUAGAGCUUCUUUUCAGAGUGUCACGCGAAGGGUUGUUCUAA